Molecule: messenger RNA, 726 nt
Organism: Schistocerca piceifrons (Central American locust)
Lineage: Eukaryota; Metazoa; Arthropoda; Insecta; Orthoptera; Acrididae
Product: UPF0449 protein C19orf25 homolog
Exons: 2
Coding region: 44-415 (123 amino acids)
Source: RefSeq, a predicted model, not a curated record
GUCGACGGUGAGACACUGUUUGUGAUUGUAUUUGUGGGUGUCAAUGUUUUCGACAGAAAUGUUUAAGAAGAAACCAAACAUUCCUCCACGACCAUCUCCCCCAGGAAUAUCUCAGUUAUUAGCAGAUCUAGAUAACACGGAUAGUGAUGACAUUGUUUUCCAGAGAAAUAAACUUGCUUUAGAAAAUUUGCUGAAUGAAAUUGAAAACAGUGAAGAAGACAGCGGUGCUGGCGAUGAUGAAAAUGACCCAGAAAAAUUGUAUCUGCGGGUGAAAAAUUUUGUGGAAACAAAUAAUAUACUGCACGAAUACGUGAAAACAUUGGAGCAACAAAAUGACAACCUUCAAAUCUGUGACGCUGAAUUGAAACGAAUAGCGGAAGAGAUCCGGAAACAGGCGCAACAAGCGCUAAAGUGAACUUGGAAUACCGCACUUGUAAUAAAAGGAAGACAGCGUCUUUGAUCUGGAAUUAAUAGCCCGUUUUCCUGACGCAUAGUGAAUGUUUGCACUUAUUAUUGCCAUGUAUUUUAGCUGUUCAGUGAGCGGCGAUGUGCCAUUUCUUGUGCACCUAAUGUAAAAUUUUAACUGGUGUGACUUUGUUUUAAAUUAUUUGAUUUCUCUUGUGUUUAUGUUGCUGUAUCAUCCUGUUGCGUUUCAAUAACUGAGUUGUAUUUGAAAAUAUUCAUGAGAGAUAAAUAUUUGGGUACAGUACCGUAAUUGAAAUGUAA